Molecule: messenger RNA, 3905 nt
Organism: Leptinotarsa decemlineata (Colorado potato beetle)
Lineage: Eukaryota; Metazoa; Arthropoda; Insecta; Coleoptera; Chrysomelidae
Gene: SMC3
Product: Structural maintenance of chromosomes 3
Biological process (GO): chromosome organization
Cellular component (GO): chromosome
Molecular function (GO): ATP hydrolysis activity; ATP binding; protein binding
Source: RefSeq, a predicted model, not a curated record
AGACGAAUCCUUUCAUAAUUUUCCCACCGUUUGUACAUCGCAAUGGCGUAUAGAAUAAUAAACAAAAAUUUUUAAGUCUUUGGAGAUUUAAAUUAACUUUGCGAUAUCCAUGGUAACUGACUGAAAGAAGUAUUAACGAUGCAUAUUAAGCAGGUUAUCAUACAAGGUUUCAAAAGCUACAGAGACCAAACUGUAGUAGAACCAUUCGAUAAAAGACACAACGUAGUCGUGGGUCGUAACGGCUCAGGAAAGAGUAACUUUUUUUAUGCCAUUCAGUUUGUACUUAGUGAUGAAUACUCUCACCUUCGACCAGAACAGAGACAAGCUUUGCUACACGAAGGCACAGGGCCGCGGGUUGUUUCAGCUUAUGUUGAAAUUAUUUUUGACAAUAGCGAUUCCAGAGUUCCUAUUGAACAUGAAGAAAUAUAUUUGAGAAGAGUAAUUGGAGCUAAAAAGGAUCAAUACUUUUUGAACAAAAAAGUUGUGCCACGGAGUGAGGUCAUGAAUUUGUUGGAGUCUGCUGGAUUCUCCAACUCAAAUCCAUACUACAUUGUAAAGCAAGGAAAGAUCAACCAAAUGGCAACUGCACCAGAUGCACAUCGUCUCAAAUUACUCCGAGAAGUAGCCGGAACGAGAGUAUAUGAUGAAAGACGUGACGAGUCUAUGAGCAUUCUCAGAGAAACUGAAGUUAAGGUAGGAAAAAUCGAGGAGUUUCUACGUACCAUCGAAGAACGUCUCAGCACUCUGGAAGAGGAAAAGGAGGAACUGAAGCAGUACCAACACUUUGACAAGAUUCGCAGGGCUCUAGAAUAUAUUAUUCACGAAGUAGAACUAAAUGAAAACAAAAAAAAACUUGCCGAAUUGGAAAAACAAAGGAAUGAAUCUGGAAAGGAACAGAAAAACUUGGCAGAUAACCUCAAAAAAGCCCAAGAAAAUAUUAAAACCUUGAAUAAGAAGACUAAAGACACCAAGAAGGAGCUAGCUGCUUUGAAAGAAGAGCGGGACAUUCUUACAAACGAUAAUCAGCACUUGAUAAAGGAGAAAGCCAAAUUGGAUUUGACUAUCAAAGACUUGUCAGAAGAAGUACAGGGUGACAGUAAAUCAAAAGAGAGAGCUGAAAAUGAACUGGCUCGAUUAACACAAUCAAUAAAAGAAAAAGAAGGUGAAUUGGAGAAGGUUAGGCCACAAUACGAAGCAAUGAAAAAACGUGAAGAGGAAUGUACCAGAGAGUUAGCUCUCAAAGAGCAGAAACGAAAGGAACUCUACGCAAAACAAGGACGGGGAAGUCAGUUCACUUCCAAAGACGAUCGUGACAAGUGGAUUCAGCAAGAGUUGAAAUCCUUGAAUAAACAAUUGAAGGAUAAAAAGGAACAUCGAGACAAAUUAGAAGCUGAUUUGAAAAGAGAUGCAGCUAAGACUAUUGAAUUGACUAAAAAAAUUGAGGAACAGUCUCAAGAAUUGGAGAGACAGAAGAAUUUUAUUGACGAACACAACAAACAGUGUUAUGAUUUGAAAAAGAACAAAGAUCAGUUUCAGGCUACAAGAAAUGAGCUGUGGCGUAAAGAAAACAAUGUACAGCAAAAUCUCUCUUCCUUAAAAGAAGAACUCGCCAAAGCUGACCAGCAACUUAGAUCGAUGGCUGGAAAACCCAUCCUGAACGGUCGUGAUAGUGUCGCUAAAGUUUUGAAAACUUUCAUUGAUCGAGGUGGACGAGAAGCUGAGAUUGCCAGGCAUUAUCACGGUCCCGUUAUUGAGAACUUCGACUGCGAAAAAAGUAUUUAUACAGCUGUGGAAGUUACAGCUGGGAACAGACUUUUUCACCAUGUUGUGGAUACUGAUAUAAUUGGUACCCAGAUUUUAAAGGAGAUGAACAGACAGAAAUUGCCGGGGGAGGUUAAUUUUAUGCCUUUGAAUAGGCUCAAUGUUAGGGAACAAGAUUAUCCUGAAGACUCGGAUGCAAUUCCAAUGGUAUCAAAACUGCAAUAUGAUGCAAAAUACAACAAAGCCAUGCGUUAUUUAUUCGGCAAAACUCUGAUCUGCCGUAACAUGGAAGUAGCUACCAAACUGGCUCGAAAUACAGGUUUGGACUGUGUAACCUUGGACGGUGACCAAGUCUCCUCUAAAGGAUCCCUAACCGGAGGUUACUUCAAUGCAUCCAGGAGCAGACUUGAAAUGCAGAAAACUCGCAGUGAAACUCAGCUUCAAAUAGCACAGUGCGAGCAAGAGUUGAUGUCACUCAGGUCGGAAUUAUCGAAAACUGAGUCGUCCAUCAAUACCAUAGUUUCUGAAAUGCAAAAGACUGAGACCAAGAACAGCAAAGCGAAAGCUAUCUACGAUAAGGUGAAAGGGGAACUUCGACUUAUGCGAGAGGAGUUGUCUAACAUCGAGCGUUUCCGAGGGCCUAAAGAGCGUUCAUUGACUCAAUGCAAAUCAAGUUUGGAGGCGAUGCAAACGACAAAAGAAGGUUUGGAGUCGGAGUUGCACCAAGAACUUCUUGCACAACUAUCAGUCCACGAUCAAUCUCAAGUGGAUUCUCUCAACGAUGACAUCCAGCGCCUGCAGAGAGAGAAUAAGGAGGCUUUCAGCACUCGAAUGAAGUUAGAAGCGGAGAAAAAUAAGUUGGAGAACUUGUUGACGAAUAACUUGAUUCGACGCCGAGACGAAGUUUUGCAUGCCUUGCAGGAGAUUUCUUUGGAGGAUAGGAAGAGGCAUUUGGUUAAUAGCAAAGCGGAAUUGGAGGAGAUUGAUAAGAAGAUUGAGAAAGUUAAUAAAGACUUGAAUGCGAUGGAGAACAAGGUUAAAGAUAUGACGAAAAGGCUGAAAAAUGAACAAACUGAGUUGGAGAACUGGAAGAAGAAGGAGAGAGAUGCACAAGAUAGGAUAGAUGAGGAUGCUAAACAUCUUGAGAAGUUUGCUACAAAGCAGAACCUUUUGGAACAGAAGAUUGCCGAAUCUGUGGAAAAAAUUAACCAACUGGGUGCUCUUCCUGCUCAAGAUCUGUAUUCCCAUUAUAUCAAAAUGUCUUCCAAAUCCCUUUUUAGAGAAUUAGAAAAGGCUAAUAACCAAUUGAAAAAGUUCAGUCAUGUGAACAAAAAGGCGCUUGACCAGUUCAUGAGUUUUUCAGACCAAAAAGAGAAACUGCAAAAGAGGAAGGAGGAAUUGGAUAGAGGAGAUGAGAAAAUCAAGGAACUAAUACAAAUGUUGGAACAAAGGAAAAUGGAGGCCAUCCAGUUCACUUUCAAACAGAUCUCCAAAUUCUUUACAGAAGUCUUCAAGAAGUUGGUUCCUGCAGGUCGGGCCAAACUGGUCUUGAAGACCGUUGACCAUGAAGAAGGCCACGAGAUUGGCCCAGACGAUAGAAACGCAGACAACUUCACCGGAAUUGGCAUAAAAAUAUCUUUCACAGAGGCUGACCAUGAGAUGAAAGAAAUGAACCAGUUGUCUGGAGGUCAGAAAUCGUUGGUAGCCCUUGCUCUGAUUUUCGCUAUUCAGAAAUGCGAUCCAGCACCUUUCUACUUGUUUGAUGAAAUUGAUCAAGCUUUGGAUCCGUCUUAUAGAAGAUCGGUAGCGAAUAUGAUUCACGAGUUGUCUGGCGAAGCACAAUUCAUCACGACAACUUUCAGGCCGGAGUUGCUGGAACACGCUAAUAAAUUUUAUGGUGUUAAAUUCAGGAAUAAGGUGAGCCACGUUGAAUGCGUGAGCAGGGAAGUUGCGAGAGAUUUCGUCGAAGAUGAUCAGACACAUUCGUAAAGUCCUUUUGUUUUUUAAAAUAAUUCAUGUUUGUAAGUUAUAAGUUUAGCUGUCAUAUUCUAGUUCGUUUGUAAUGAAAUUUGUGAACGUUAUUUGGUAGAUGUAAGGUUUCAAAGUGUUUAUUUAAUUUUAUAAAUAAAAUAUUUUCUAUUUUG